Zophobas morio is the source of this 2384-nucleotide messenger RNA. RefSeq lists its product as uncharacterized. Bases 266 to 2368 code for a protein of 700 amino acids. Lineage: Eukaryota; Metazoa; Arthropoda; Insecta; Coleoptera; Tenebrionidae. The transcript is spliced from 2 exons. The record is from RefSeq and is a predicted model, not a curated record.
GUGACCUGGGAUGACGCAACACUUUGGUGACUCCGAAGCUUGCGUACUGUGUAAGGUUAGUGGAAUGUGUCAUUUUCAGGUUAUCUUUGCCUUCUCACAAUUCAAAUUUUUCACACAACAAUUAGCGUGUUUAUAACCUAACAACUUGAAACUGGGGUGCCAGCUGGUGGCAGCAACCCUAGAAUAAUUGUUAUUGUUAUCAUGACCCUCGUUAACUCCAAUCAGUUUCAGUGACAACUGUUAACACCAAAUUUUACUGUCAAAAAUGAACAACUGCGCACUAACUCGCGACGACUGCGACCUCAUCGCCAAAAAACAUUUUCACAGCGAUGACGUAAUUACAACGAACUUCGCACUACGACCACUAGAAGACGAAAACUUCGAACUUAACAUCACCAUCUACCACGGAAAAACGGUCACAACUAUCCCAUUUUUUGUGAAAACGGGUCCAAACGAAGCGCCAACCUUGGAUACAAAUUUUUCCCCGAAACUAUACCUCAAAAAGCACAACUUAGCCGUCUAUGAAGACCUACGGCAAGAUUUUGAAACCCGUGGACGACUACUAAACACCGAAGAGCUACAAAUCGUUCUAAAAACAUUGGCGGCGUUCCAUGCAUCAAACUUCGUCUCUGAGCUAGAUCACUCGAAUUUUGAUCUAGAGUCACCCACGGUCACAAGUUUGUUGUCGUCGGUGCUAGAAAAUGACGACCAGGUGUCCAAAACUAUCCAAAAUCUGCGCCAAAAACAACUCGAGUCGAAAUUCAGACGAACUCUGUGUCACGGCAACUUGACUAAUCGAAACUUGAUGUUCAAAAACGACAAAGGGGCUCCGACUGAGUGUAGAUUGUUGAACUUCAAAGCUAAUUUCUGCGUACCUCCAAUCUACGACGUUCUUCAGUUGAUUUUCUUCAAUACGAGUGAAGAUUUGAGACGGUGUCACUUCCAGGCUUUGCUCAAUUGUUACUAUGAGUGUUUGAAAGAAGAAACGACGAAGGGUGACUUGGACGUCACUGUCGACGAUUUUCGAUUAAGUGCCCAUUAUUAUCUACCUGUGGUUAAAUUACAAGCUGCACUUCACCACCAAAACGAGACAAGUGUACAAGAAUUGAAAGAAAGUCUAGCUUGUCCACUAGUUUCCAGAGAAGAUUGUUACGUGAUUGUCAAAAAUAAAACCGGAACUACGAACUACAAGUUACUGUCUUAUAACGUGACACCGCUGAGUGAUGUUAGUGGAUUUUUGGGUCAAUACUAUAGACUAGAGAUCAAAAUUCGUCUUCAAUCCGAAGACACAACCAUUAAUUGCUUCAUUAAAGCGUUACCAAAAACAGCUACCCCUUUAAGCAUUGUCAACGAUCUUAACAGCUUCUCAAGAGAAAUUUUCAUGUAUGAAACUGUCGUCACACAAAUGAAGAACCACAAGAUUAACAUUAUUGACGAAUGUCUACCACCGUGUUACUUUGUCAGACCGAAAGAGUUCAUGAUCUUUGAAGAUAUGGCUUUCCUUGGAUAUAAAAAUCUAGAUGUUAUGGACCCUCUAGAUAUCACCAUGCUAACUUUGUUGAUGAAAACGCUAGCUAAAUUCCACGCUUGUUCUCUCACUCUUGAGGAAAAAGCAAAACCUUACUCUUUGUACAACUCCCACAAGGAAUAUUUCACCGAGCCUUUGUUUUUCGAAGAUGACAAACACAAAGGAGCCAAACUGACAACAGUCGGAGUCAAAGCAGUUUUAACCGCUGUCAAUUUGUUAAAAGAAAUCCAAACAGAAACGAACCAACGCAACUUUUAUGAAUUUUGGCCAAAAUUCAAAGAGUUGUACUACGAAUUGCCCAAACCGUCUGCCCGUUUUCAGAACGUGUUGUGUCAUGCAGAUCUGUGGACUAGUAAUUUCAUGGUAAAAUAUGACAACGAUAAAGCUGUCAAUUGUGUCUUCUUUGAUUUCCAAAUCGCCAGAUAUUGUCCUCCUGCUUAUGAUCUACUUUCGAUGCUUCAUUUAACGACAGAUCGCUCCACAAGACUGAAGUAUGAAAAUCAACUCAUUAAAGUCUACUAUGACGAAUUGGAUCGAAUUUUGAACUCGUAUGAAGUCAACAUUGGUCACUUUUAUUCGUUUGACGAUUUCGUGGAGUGCUUUAAUUCGCUUAGACCUCACAUGCUGAUGCAUGCAGCAUACGAAUGCACUAUGCUCACGUGCACACCCGAAGAAAUUUCUUCCUUUCUGAGCGAUGAAGAAGCAUGCAGCCAAGUCUUUUUUGAAGAUCGUACCGAGUUUAUGACGAUCAUGUGUCAAAAAUCUGACUUGUAUAGAAACAGACUGAAGGAAUGUAUCUUGGAUAUUUAUGAUUAUUGUGACUCCAUGUGUGGUAAAUAAAUCUGAUUUAUAUUUA